UUCGGUCUAAGAGUCACUCUGACGAUGUCGGUCCCACUGAAUGCCGAAAUCAUCAGUGAGGUGCUGGAAGCUUAUCAAGCUGUUGCUAUUGGCAUCCUUGGCUUCACAAUUCUGGUAUGGGAUCAUGCGAUCACUUUUGCAGAUGAGGUAGAGAUCAUAUGGGGUCGUCCAAAGAAACUCUGUAAAAAAUGACAUUUCCUGCCUGACU
Molecule: messenger RNA, 208 nt
Organism: Suillus subalutaceus
Lineage: Eukaryota; Fungi; Basidiomycota; Agaricomycetes; Boletales; Suillaceae
Exons: 5
Source: RefSeq, a predicted model, not a curated record